AUGAAUAAGCGGAAUGUGCCCAAUGUGGGCUCUGCAAGCCCUCGUGGCUCGUUCGACGUGAAACGUGGCGGCCUACCUCUGUAUAACGGUCUGCAGAAGGAACAGUCAAUUUUCCAGCGUGGCAACGCACAAUUGGAGCUGAUACUGGAGAUGGGGCAUCAGUCGCUGGACGAUCUUGUGGAGCAGAAUCAAAUACUGCAGAAAAUGCAGGACCGCAUGUCCAGCAGUUUAAGGACUCUUGGAGUUUCGGAGGAAACCAUCCAGAAAAUAAACAGGCGAGCCUUCAAAGAUAAGCUUAUCUUCUGGUUCGCCCUUGUAUUGCUGCUCGGUGGGUUUUACUUGGUAUUGAAGUGGUUUCGCUAA
Torulaspora globosa is the source of this 363-nucleotide messenger RNA. It is a transcript of the gene BOS1, whose product is annotated as Bos1p. NCBI's taxonomy places the organism in Eukaryota, Fungi, Ascomycota, Saccharomycetes, Saccharomycetales, Saccharomycetaceae. Bases 1 to 363 code for a protein of 120 amino acids. The record is from RefSeq and is a predicted model, not a curated record. The transcript has a single exon.